GAUCUGUUGCUAAUAAUGCACGGGGUUGAGAUUGAGUGUGUGAAAGCUACAGUGGCUGCAAUUAUCGGGCAGGGUAACAUUAAUUAACAUGAGCGGCUUAUAAUGAGUUUGACAGGAGCUCAGGCAAACCCUACCUCAGCAGCACAGUAGUUGUGCGCGCCUGUUAUAGUUCCCCUCGGCCCAUUGCUCCGAUGUUCCAUAUAGUUCCACCCGGACCGAACUCCGCUGCACAGCGCAUCUCCAGUUGUUACCCCCAGAUUUGAAGGGGUAACCCCUUGCUAAAAAGACCCCUGUAUUAACAGUCGGGUUCUCCUCAAUGCACACAGCAGAUUUCAUAGUACGCCCCCGGAGACCUGGAGACAUGCUUGAAGGAGUGCAUGGAAGCCCUGGAUCUCUUUCUCAACAACAAGUUUGAGGAGAGUCUGGAUAAACUGCGACCCCAGAUUAGUGACAGCAUGUACCACGCGCUCAUCCACGCUACCAUCGUGGAGAUGCGGGCCAUGAUGACGUUUGAGCACGAUGACAUCAUCAACGCAGGCAGCACCAUGAAGGGGGCCCAGGCGGUGUGUCACAGGUUUCGGAAGAAGUUGACGGUGGUUGGCAAGAUGUCCAAACCCACUGGAGAGGGUUUCACUGAAGAUGAGCUCCACGCUGAGGCUUGCUAUGCAGAGUGUUUGCUUCAGAGAGCUGCCCUCACUUUCCUGCAGGAUGAAAGCAUGGUGAGUUUUCUCAAAGGAGGGAUGAAGGUCCGCAGCAGCUACAUGAUUUACAAAGAGCUCCAUCAGUUCACUCAGUCCCACGACUUCCACAAAGGACCGAACCACAGCCAUCUAGAAGGGGGGGUGUCGCUGGGGAUCGGCGCGUUCAACCUGACCCUGUCUCUCUUCCCUCCUCGGAUAUUGAAGUUGCUGGAGUUUGCAGGGUUUUCUGGGGACAAGGAGUACGGUCUGGCUCAGCUUCAGGAAGGAGCCUCCUCUCUGAACCUGCGCUCCCUGCUGUGUACCAUGCUGCUGCUGUGUUACUACACCUUCCUCACCUUCAUCCUGGGGACCGGUGAUGAUGACAUCUCUGAGGCAGAGCGCUUAAUCAAGCCAUACCUGAGCCGCUAUCCCAAAGGGGCGAUAUUCCUAUUUUUCGCGGGCAGGAUAGAAGAAAUCAAGGGGAAUAUAAACCAGGCGAUCUCUCUCUUCGAGGAUGGCUGUGCUGCCCAGCAGGCAUGGAAGCAGUUCCAUCACAUGUGUUACUGGGAGCUCAUGUGGUGCUUCACCUACAAGCGUGUCUGGAAGAUGGCUUACUUCUACGCAGACCUGCUGAGCAAGGAGAGCCGCUGGUCCAAGGCCAUGUACGUGUACAUGAAAGCUGCCUUCCUCAGCAUGUUACCCCCGGGAGAGGAACGCCCUUUUGGAGACAAUGAGGUGGAGCUCUUCAGGCAGGUGCCCUCCUACAAGCAGAAGAUCGCUGGGAAGUCUCCCCCCACCGAGAAGUUUGCAAUCCGCAAGGCCCGGCGCUACAACAGCGACACCCCGAGAACGCUGCCGGUCCCUGUGCUGGAAAUGAUGUACAUGUGGAACGGGUUUGCGAUGAUUGAGAAGGACGAGGCUCUGACUCAAGGGGUGAUGGAGACGCUGCUAGAGGCUGAACUCAAGCUGCACGAAGGCCCAGUGAACGAGUAUUCGAGUGACGACAGCUGUGUCAUCACCCUGCUGAAGGGCCUGUGCUUCAGGAAUCAGGGGCAGAUCGACAGGGCAGAGGCCUGCUUCAUGCACAUCUGCUCCAGUGAGAAGCAUAUUCACCAUGAUGACUAUCUGGUUCCCAACGCUCUGCUGGAACUGAGCCUGAUGUACAUUCGACUGGGACGCAAGGAAGAGGCGAUCAGACUUCUGCAGCGCGCCAAGCAUAACUACAAGGAGUACUCGAUGGAAUCUCGCACGCAGUUCAGGAUUCACGCUGCGCUCAGCAGACUGAAAGCCGUGCCGGAGGAGAACGACAGCCUGUAGACACACGUGAACACACACGUGAACACACACACACACAUGAACACACACUCACACACGUGAACACACACUCUCACACACGUAAACACACACUCACACACACACUCACACACACUCACACACACAUGAACACACACUCUCACACACGUAAACACACACUCUCACACACUCUCUCACACACGUGAACACACACGUGAACACACACACACACACAUGAACACACACUCACACACGUGAACACACACUCUCACACACGUAAACACACACUCACACACACAUGAACACACACUAACACACGUAAACACACACUCACACACACGUGAACACACACUCACACACGUGAACACACUCACACACGUGAACACACUCUCACACACGUGAACACACACUCACACACACGUGAACACUCACUCACACACACACACACUCAAACUCACACACAGAGGCACAUUCACACUCUCUCACACUCACACAGUCACGCUCUCUCUCUCACACUCACACACAGAGGGACACACACACAGACACUUACACACACUCGGAGACAGUCUUCAGUCCAGUAAAAUCACUCAACCAAAAUAUCAGACCAAAUAAAUCCUGUAGCCCCUCCCUCCCUCCCAUCACAAACAGAGAGAAACCUCAGGGAAAGGGAUUUGUGAUUGAUUGUUGGGGUUGUGUGUGUGUGUUUUUCCCACAUUCGCCAAAGUCUCUUUUGUCACUGCCUUGUGUCAUUAUUAUUAUUAUUAUUAUUAUUAUUUUUAUAAAGUAUAUCUUUUUUUUUAAAUGGUCCGUUACAUUUCCACGUAGAGUGACUUUACUCUGUGACUCGGUGCUGGUGUGGCCCAGUGGUUAGAGCUGGUGGACUGGGAGCAGAGUUCAAACUGGGUUUUAAUCCCAAACGGCAGCCACUUUAUACCUUAAAGCAGGGGUGCCCAAUCCUGGUCCUGGAGGGCCGAUGCCCUCCUGGUUUUUGUUCAAACUGUACACUAAAUUGAUUAAUUGGACCAAUUAGGCUUCUAAUAAGGGCUUG
Molecule: messenger RNA, 3021 nt
Organism: Acipenser ruthenus (sterlet)
Lineage: Eukaryota; Metazoa; Chordata; Actinopteri; Acipenseriformes; Acipenseridae
Product: tetratricopeptide repeat protein 39A
Exons: 18
Coding region: 378-1997 (539 amino acids)
Molecular function (GO): protein binding
Source: RefSeq, a predicted model, not a curated record